This is a messenger RNA of Andrographis paniculata, 420 nucleotides long. RefSeq lists its product as uncharacterized. The transcript is spliced from 2 exons. Gene Ontology annotation, molecular function: nucleic acid binding. NCBI's taxonomy places the organism in Eukaryota, Viridiplantae, Streptophyta, Magnoliopsida, Lamiales, Acanthaceae. The coding region runs from base 1 to 420 and encodes 139 amino acids. The record is from RefSeq and is a predicted model, not a curated record.
AUGGUAGAAGAAAAUCCAAGGAAAUGGCACACAUUGUUGUCUCAGGCAUUAUGGGCCCACCGAAAUAGUAGAGAUACUUCUACUGGAUUUUCCCCAUACCAAUUAACGUUUGGGCAAGAUGCUGUUUUACCUGCAGAAUUUGUUGUGCCUUCACCCAGAGUGACUAAUACAACAUCGUGUAUUGACGAGGCGUAUGCACAAAGGAUGUGGCAACAAUUGGAAGAAGUGGAUAUAGAUCGAUUAAGCGCUUUAGAUCAAGUGGUUAGACAGAGUGAGAUCAGGGCGAAAUACUAUGGAAAAAGAGUAUUCCCUAAGGUUUUUGCAGUAGGGGAUUUGGUCUGGAAGACAAUUCUGCCUACGUAUAGAAAGGUGGAUCAACUAGGGAAAUGGUCUCCCAAUUGGGAAGGACAUUGUCAUUAA